AUGUUGAAUCAAUACGACCACCACAAACGGGACAGAUCUUCCUCGCCUGACUCAUCAAAUAAACGGCACGCCUUCGCUUCCUUUUAUAAUGCCUUUUCUGCGGCUAUAAAAGAUCAGCCUAAAAAGGUGCAUCAGGACGAUCUUCCCCUUCCACCAGAAUCAUGGGAAGAAAUGCUUAAUCAUCCUUAUAAAGCCGAAUUUAUGCAAGCCGCAGACAUCGAAUAUCAGAAACUUGAGAAUAUGAAUGCAUGGACACCCAUGAAGCGAAAGACCAUUGAAGAAGACCAUAAGACAUGCAAAUGGUCUACAAAGCCCCACCGAUGCCCUAGGCACCAAGUUCUACCACUUAGAUGGGUCUUUACCUAUAAAGUGGAUGAAAAUGGCUAUUUAGCCAAAUUCAAAGCUAGAAUUUGUGUCCGCGGAGAUCUCCAAAUCUCCCAGGAUGCCUAUAUUGAGAAAAUUGCGCAUCGAUUCCAUAUAACGCCUUUGAAACCGGUUAAAACACCAUUUCCACCCUCGCCGCUCCCCGCUCCACCUUCGGACUACCAGACUCCCCUAGCUAUGAUCCAUCUCUAUCAGCAGAAGAUAGGAUCAUUGCUUUAUGCCACAAUUAUGACACGGCCUGAUGCCGCAAAAGCCACACAAAUACUUUCGGAACAUCUCACGAACCCUACUGAAAAGCAUAUGGACGCUGCAGAUAAAGCCAUAGCCUAUCUAUACCACACUAGAUAUAAGGCUAUAGGGUAUUCCCCUGUGCAGUCUGAUAGUCCUACCUUUGUGUGUGCAAGCGAUGCAUCCUAUGCAGACAAUAUCGGACGAAAGUCAUCUGAAGGCUAUAUAGCCUACCUAUUCAAUGGUCCGAUAGACUGGAUUGCACGGAAGCAGAAGACGGUGACGACAUCAACGACAGAAGCCGAAUUGCUUACUAUUUCAUCAGCUAGUAAGCAUAUGAUGUGGUGGAAACGUCUCUUUAGGUCUAUUGAACUAGACCUAGAUCAGGAAAGGCUUAGUGUCCUUUGUGACAACAAACAGACCGUGGACCUCCUUACUAAGGUCAAUUCUUUGUUCCGCACAAAGCUUAGGCAUAUUGAUAUCCACCACCAUUAG
Molecule: messenger RNA, 1107 nt
Organism: Penicillium maclennaniae
Lineage: Eukaryota; Fungi; Ascomycota; Eurotiomycetes; Eurotiales; Aspergillaceae
Product: Ty1/Copia family ribonuclease HI
Exons: 2
Coding region: 1-1107 (368 amino acids)
Source: RefSeq, a predicted model, not a curated record